AUGUCAUCGACUGAACCUUUACCCAUGGCUGAAAGGGAACCCAUGGAUAGUAAUAUACCCCAUAGUUCUUCGACUGACGAUUCAACUUCCUUAUCUACAGAUGAACAUAUCCCUUCCGACAAGACUCGUCUAACUAUGCUUCUAGUAUCGGGGAAACGCAAUGUAUUUGACUUUGAUCCUUCCGCUACUGUUGAUACCGUCAAGUCAUACAUAUUGGAUCAUUGGCCUCAAGAUUGGGCCGAGCAAUUACCUCCUUCCGUCAAAAAUAUUGAAUUUGUAUACCUUGGCAAGUUUUUGGAUAAUCACUCAAAGUUAAAAGAUAAUGGUUUACUUGGUGGACAUGCUACUAUUGUUCAUUUGGUGAUAAGACAAUAUAUAAAGAAAACUGACGAUGAUAGGAAAAGUCUUGAAUCCAUUUCUCGAUGUAAAUGUUGUACCAUUCUGUAG
Halteromyces radiatus is the source of this 447-nucleotide messenger RNA. RefSeq names its product ubiquitin-related domain-containing protein. NCBI's taxonomy places the organism in Eukaryota, Fungi, Mucoromycota, Mucoromycetes, Mucorales, Cunninghamellaceae. Bases 1 to 447 code for a protein of 148 amino acids. The transcript is spliced from 4 exons. Gene Ontology annotation, molecular function: protein binding. The record is from RefSeq and is a predicted model, not a curated record.